AUGAGCAAUGCGCUGGGUGUCUGGACGCCAUUGAGCAACGCAGUGCCUGCUUUUGAUCCAUUCUACUACACUCCCUUGGCAGGAAUUUGCCCAGUAGUGCAGCCACUGCUCCACGUAUGCAACUAUUCUAUCGACCCCUCUCUAAUCGAACAGGGAUACCACAUCUCAAAUCCGGAUUACAGUUUUUGCGUCGCUGGAUACAGCAAUGCAUGCGAUGCUACACGAUGGCCCCCAGGAUUCAACACAUCAGCCACUCCGCGGCCAAAGUUCGGGAAUGUCCCCUACGGAGAAUUCUUUAGGAGCUGUACCGUGGAAGGCACACUUGCGCUCACGUAUGAUGACGGCCCUUCAAAAUGGACUGCAGAUUUACUGGAUAUAUUGAAGGCCAAUGGCGUAAAGGCAACUUUCUUCAUCAAGGCCGCCAAUCUGUAUAGAGACUUGGUCACACACCACAGUGACCGGCUUCCCGCUGUCAUGAGGAGGAUGUACAAUGAAGGCCACCAAAUUGCGGGACAUACUUGGAGCCACAUGGAUUUGUCUCGAAGGCUCAACUCGCGACAGCGCAGAAUAGAGAUGCUGAAGAACGAGAUGGCGCUGAACGAUAUUCUGGGCUUUAUUCCGACAUAUAUGCGCGCACCCUACAAUAGUUGUACGAAAGAGACUGGUUGUUGGGACGACAUGGAUGAGCUGGGUUACCAUAUAUGUUCGAAUGAUGUCGACGGCAGAGACUGGGCAGGGAACUAUACAUGGGCGGAAGAAGUGUUCCUUGAGAAAAUUCGCGGGAAAAACGUUCAGGGAAUCCGGGCCUGGAUGGAUUUAGCACACGACACUCAGGAGCUUACAGUGCACCGCCUCACGCAAUUCAAGAUUGACAAGGCAAAGGAGCAUGGGUACAAGUUGGUGACAGCAGGCGAGUGCUUGAACGACCCAGAAGAAAAUUGGUAUCGGGAUCCCUUGACAGGUGGACCGGUUCGCAACCUGCCUCCUAAGGGAUCCUUAUAA
Molecule: messenger RNA, 1002 nt
Organism: Parastagonospora nodorum SN15
Lineage: Eukaryota; Fungi; Ascomycota; Dothideomycetes; Pleosporales; Phaeosphaeriaceae
Exons: 3
Coding region: 1-1002 (333 amino acids)
Biological process (GO): carbohydrate metabolic process
Molecular function (GO): hydrolase activity, acting on carbon-nitrogen (but not peptide) bonds
Source: RefSeq, a predicted model, not a curated record